AUUGACAUUUUGACUAGUUCACCCUAAUGUUCAUUUUAUCAAUAUCGUUUAUUUUAUUUCUGCAAUAAUUACAUAAACAGAACAGAAAACAUGUUAAAUUAAUUUAUUUAUACAAUAAAAAUACUGUAUUUAUUGAUAAAAAAUGUGGCAGUUGUUACAAACUCAGUCUUGUAAAGUGGCAAGGCAGAGAUUACUUUUAUCUAAAAGCAAUGCUUACAUAACAAACAUAUUAAAAGCGAAGCCAAAUAAUGUAUUUAAGAGGCAUUUAUCUGAUGUGAAAGAAGGUCUGGAGAAUAGUGCAAAGUCCAAUUCGUAUUUAAUUUGUAGUCCCUGGAAGCUAUGCACAGGUGUAGGGAUAGGUUUAGCUGCUCGUUUAAUGUAUAAGGAUAGUUCUGCUUUAUGCAAAGCACAGAAAAAUACACGCAUUAUACAAAGGAGGCUGAAUAUUCAGGAUGACAGUGCUAAGUUUGACUGGAAGAGGUUAAUUGAAUAUCUGAAGCCACAUAAAUGGCUAUUAGCAGCUGCAGUGGCUUCUGCUUUAACAGUUGCAUUUUUGAAUGUGUACAUUCCGGCGAUGUUGGGGACCAUCGUCAACGUGUUGGCGGGCAUGAAAAGCAAUCCCACAUUCGACUUCAUUGAUGAAAUUAAACUACCAGCAUUGAAAUUAGUUUCUUUAUAUAUUGGACAGGCAGCAUUUACAUUCCUAUACAUCCACUUGCUGUCUCAAGUUGGAGAGAAGGUAGCUUGUCAGAUGAAGCAAGACCUAUUUGUGUCAAUACUUCAACAAGAUAUGGCGUUCUUUGACCGGGAGAGGACUGGCGAACUUGUAAACAGGUUGACAGUAGAUGUUCAAGACUUCAAGAGUUCCUUCAAACAAACCAUUUCCGGUGGAUUAAGGGCUAUCACACAGGUGAUAGGUUCCGCGGUCAGCCUGCUUGUGAUAUCGCCGCAUCUGACCGCCUUGACGAUGGUGUGCGUACCAUCUGUUGUCAUUGGCGGAACGUUCAUCGGGUCACUACUCAGGAAGUUGUCUAGAGAGGCUCAGUCACAGGUAGAAAAAGCAACGUUAGUAGCAGAAGAAGCGAUAUCGAAUAUACGAACAGUUCGAGCGUUCGCCGGCGAAGAAAAUGAAGCGCAGAUGUUCGGGAACGAAUGUGAAGCGGCCGCUGAUCUCAGCAUGGAGUUGGGACUUGGUGUUGGAUUGUUUCAAGCUGGGACUAACCUGUUUCUCAACGGAAUGGUCCUCGGCACUAUGUUUCUAGGCGGACACUUAAUGUCUACCGGACAAAUGUCCGCCGGUGACGUCAUGGCGUUCCUCGUCAACGCUCAAACUGUCCAGCGAUCUGUCGCACAACUGUCAUUGUUGUUUGGUUCAGUCGUGAAGGGAGUAAGCGCUGGGGGAAGAGUUUUUGAGUAUAUCAACAUGGUACCACAGAUGGACUCUUCUGGCACCAAGACCAUAAAGUACCACGAGUUCCGCGGGGACAUAGAGUUUAAGAACGUCACCUUCGCGUACCCCACUAGACCUGACGUUAAUGUUCUCAGGAAUUUCACGUUGAAGCUCCCAGCGGCCCGCAGCACCGCCAUCGUGGGCAGCUCCGGCUCCGGGAAGUCCACGGCCGCGGCGCUGCUGGAGAGGUUCUACGACAUAGACCGCGGCCAGAUCACUAUAGAUGAUGUGGACAUCAAGGAUUUCGAUGUGAAGUGGCUCCGAGGGCGGGCAUUAGGUCUCAUAAGCCAAGAGCCAGUGUUAUUCGCUACCAGCGUCCGGGAGAAUAUUCGAUACGGGAAACCUGAUGCGUCUGAUGAUGAGGUGUACAAGGCAGCCAUGACCGCGAACGCGCACGAGUUCAUCUCGGGCUUCCCCGAGGGCUACGACACGCUCGUGGGCGAGAGAGGGAUGGCGCUAUCCGGGGGACAGAAACAGAGGAUCGCUAUAGCCAGAGCCGUGUUGAAGAAUCCGCCCAUACUUAUAUUGGAUGAAGCUACUAGUGCAUUAGACUCCGCCAGUGAGAAGGUGGUCCAGACAGCGUUAGAGACGGCAGCGAAAGGCCGCACCGUGUUGGUAAUAGCUCACAGACUGUCCACCGUCAUGAACGCUGACCUCAUCGUGGUGCUCAACAAAGGGAGAAUUGUUGAGAUGGGAACCCACGAUCAGCUGAAGAAGCUAAAGGGCUACUAUUGGAACCUCAUCAAGCAACAAGACCAAGAAACAGAAUCCACGUCCCGAGCGUUAUGAAAUAGACAAGGCUAGUCUAUUUGCUCAAAUAGUGAAUAAUGUAGUUCAAUUUAUUUAUAGGUAGACACAAACUCAUUGAUAUUAUACACUGGCAGCCCUUUCCGGAUUCGCUCGGGUAAAACCAUAAUAAUCUGCCUCGGAAAUCAGACGAUCUAUUGUUGAAAACCGUACAAAAAUCCGUCCGGUAGUUUUUGAGUUUAUCGCGUUCAUACAGACAAAUGCGACCGACAUUAUUUUUAUAAUGUAAGUAUGCAAUUAAUGAUAAUUUAAAGUGAGAUUAAAUAAUUGUAUUUGGUUAUUAAAGUACCUAUAUAUGCAUUUUAUUCGAGGAUAUUUGUUCCUCUAUCACGCUAAAUCUGCUGGACGGAUUUCGAUGAAUUUUGGUAUACGGUUAUAAUAUAUCCUAGAAUAGCACAUAGGGUACUUUAUAAUUCUGAAACUUCCAUGGGAGAGGAGCUCCGGGGGCGCAGUUAGUAAUAGAAUAGUUUGGGUUUAGAGCGGCAUAUAUUCUAUAGGAAGCACGAUUGUUUACCGUUUGAGAGACAAACAUAUUUUUAUCUUAUAUGACUCUUUUUAAAUUUAUUUUUGAUUUUCAAAUAUGCUACACUUCAUUUGUCACCACGUGAGGUUCAAUGUUCGUUCGAUUGGUCAAUAAACUCGAGAAACUGUCAUCUGUCAAAGUCAGAUGUCAAAAAUAAAAUCUGACACCAAAGUUUUUUUUUUCUUGUGUCUUCUCAAUCGUUCGCCAUAACGAUGAUUUAGCCAACGUCAAGGUUAAGAAUAGCACGGUACAGUAAAAAGGAUAUAGAAUAAUACUCACCAAUGUUAACACACAAUUAAUAAUAUCACACUUGAUAAAUAGACUGUCUUUCGAAUUUGUCCAUUUCUAACGAUUAUAUUGUACUAUCUGACAGUUAGCUGGACCUCAAUUUAGUCAAGUGGGCUGUGUGCUACUAUAAAAAAAAACUAUCCGUAGCUGAUUAUUAGAACAACAUCGAUACUAUCCAUAGUAUUAUUAUUCGAUAAUGUGUUAUCGAUCAGUACACUACUUCGGUUAAAUGCCGCCGAUAUAGUGUUUUUCAUUACAAGUUUGUAUCGAAACAAUAUCUCUCUAAUUACUUUUAUACCCAUGCUCAGAGCAUAAAGAAAACUAUACUUCCAAAUUCGUAUUAGAAAUAUAUGAGAAGAAACGGGACAGAGUCUAUAUCUUCUUCUUCUAUCUGUAAUAUCUUCUGUCCCUCACUAUGUACCCUGUUUCACUAGGAACAAUUUUUACGAUCUGGGCCGGGAUUACGGAUAUACGAUAUUUUUAUUUAUAUAUGGAAAUCUUCUAUCUCUUUUUGUGUAGGCUGUACCGUUGUCUAUAGUUUUUUUGUCUUUGUAAUUAAUUAGCCGACUGGAUGGGGUUUUAUUUCUUUUAUUCUUAUGAUAAUUUUAAGGUUAAUUUCAUGGUUUACUCUUGAGUUUUGGUGAAUUGUUUGGAUUUAAGUUAAUACUCGCUUCGCCUUUAUUGGUUUUGUUAUGUAAUUGUUUACGUGUCUUCUCCACCGGACCGAAAAGGAGAGAUGUAUUUUGCAACCAAUGGUAUAAUAACAUAGACAAAUAAUUACACACAAAAACAGAAUAUACAAUAAAAAUGUUGAUGCACUAAAGGCGGACAUACCGCUGUAAGCAAUUUUUAUCUUUUAAUGUUUUUACAAUCUUUAAUUUAACAUGCAAUGUAUAUAAAUAUGUAUGUUCGGGUAGAAUCUUGUAACUCAAAUUUGAAACAGAUAUCUUCAACCGACUGAAUUGAAACUUUGUACGUACACGUUUAGAUAACAAAGCAUUAUUAUAACGUGACCUGAGCCAGGAACGGCGACUACAUAAACUCCUCAAGGGUUCACUGCACGGACAUGAUUCUUCGUCACGCAUUGAAUGCAAUGAGAUCUCUCUGACAACAAUUAAAGCUUGUGUCAAUAACGUCUGUUUUGUGAAAAACUGGUUAAUAUAUUUAACCAGAUCCUAUUGGUUUGUUAAAUAUAUUUCUCUGCUCUAUCUAUCUAUAUAGAUUAUCAUUACCUUUAUCGCUAGCCUUCCAAUAGUUGAAACAAAUGUGUAGUUUUCUUUAAAUAAUUAUUUUAUAUAUUAAAUUCGAUUUACGAAAAUAAUCCAUUAUCAUUUUUUGUAUAAGUUUUAUUGUUGCAUUUUGAUCUGUUAUUUAAUGAACAUAAGCAUAUUUAAUGUCAGGUAUAUUUAUUUGUAAUAAAAAUGUUAGUUGUUGACAA
Plodia interpunctella (Indianmeal moth) is the source of this 4506-nucleotide messenger RNA. RefSeq lists its product as uncharacterized. Gene Ontology annotation, molecular function: ATP hydrolysis activity; ABC-type oligopeptide transporter activity; ATP binding. Lineage: Eukaryota; Metazoa; Arthropoda; Insecta; Lepidoptera; Pyralidae. Gene Ontology annotation, cellular component: mitochondrial inner membrane. Gene Ontology annotation, biological process: oligopeptide export from mitochondrion. The coding region runs from base 143 to 2239 and encodes 698 amino acids. The record is from RefSeq and is a predicted model, not a curated record. The transcript has 14 exons.